Messenger RNA from Alosa sapidissima (American shad), 2426 nucleotides. RefSeq names its product tetratricopeptide repeat protein 24. Gene Ontology annotation, molecular function: protein binding. Bases 327 to 2231 code for a protein of 634 amino acids. The record is from RefSeq and is a predicted model, not a curated record. The transcript has 15 exons. NCBI's taxonomy places the organism in Eukaryota, Metazoa, Chordata, Actinopteri, Clupeiformes, Clupeidae.
UGUCAGACAUUAUUCAGUUCCAUUCUACAAAUUUCAGUAGCUUCUACCCCGUCACGUUAACGUUACUGUGGCAACGGAGGUAAACUCAACGUGGUUUGCUUCCUUCCUUGGUUCGCUAUCGAAGCUAACUGAAACAUGGCUGUUGUGGUAGAUAAAGUAACUAUCUGCGUACCCAGCGUUAAGGAAAGGACUACAGCUUGAUAUUUUUAAGUAGCUUGAUGGAUUAGAAACAACACCUGUCAAUGGAACAUCCGUGAAUUUCUGUGCUCUGUGGGAAAAGGCUUUUCCACCAUGCUCUCAUGUAGAAUCUUUGUGAUCUAUUCUCCAUGGCUUCUGGUGGCUCUUCACCCCAUGAGGGCCGCAAGAGAAAAAAGAAGAGCGAUGGUAGCUUGAGAGGUAAAAGUGGGACCACAGAUGAGUCACAGGCUCAGGCAGACAUCGAUAAGUUAACAUCAGCAGGACACAGUGCACUGAAACAAGGCGACUGUCUCGAAGCCCUUAAUUGCUUCAAGAAGGCAUACAAAGCAGCAGUAGAGAUCAAGGAAACAAAGGUACAUCGAGCAUGUGCCUUCAACCUGGGUGCUGCUUAUGUGGAGGCUGGCAAGCCUCAAAAAGGUAUCGACUUCCUGAGGAAAGCCCAGCCAGGUGAGAAGAGGGAGCGGGUGGCAGACCUCCAGUACAACCUGGGUGUGGCCCACGAGGUGUUGGAGGAUCAGGCCCAGGCGGCAGGACACUAUCUCCAGGCUGCGCAGCUCUAUCGCUCCCAGGGAGAUGGAAGCAGCGAGGGGGACACCUGCAUGAAGCUGGCCCGCUGCCACAUCUGCAUGAAGGACUGGAGUCAGGCCGCUGAGGUGUUCCGGAGGGCCGCAGAGAGCUACCGGGUGGCGGGCCGCCUGGACUCCGCAGCCGUGGCCCUGAAGCAGGCAAGCACCCACAUGCUCCAGAGUGAGAGUUUCUCGUCUGAGGACGUCAUCGGCGCGCUGUCUCAAUGCCUGGAGCUCAGUGUGAGCCUCACAGACCAACACUCACUCGUGUUGUCAGUGUUGUGUAUGGUCAUGUCUGGCUUGGUGUCUGCUUUCUGGACCACAGGUAAGCUGUACAAUGAGCUUGGCCUGAGCUUCUCCCAGCUGAAGCUGUUUGGGGAGGCAGCUGAGUGCUAUGAGCAGGCCCUGCCUCUGGUACGGUCCAAACCACGCAGGCUCGCCGUGGUACUGCAGAACCUGGGUGCGGUCCACAACACUCUGGGUCAGUACCAACAAGCAUUGGACUUCCACAGAGAGGCAGCAGCCUUGCAUGGGUCCCAGGGUAGCCGUCGGGCUCAGGGCCGCUGCUUCAGUAACCUGGCCUUCGCUCUCACUCAGCUGGGGGAGCUGGAGGAGGCUGGCGAGAGCUACCUUCACGCUCUGCAGGCCUUCAAAGACACAGAGGACUACAUGGGGCAGUGGCAGGCUUGUGAAGGUUUGGGGGAAAUACGACUUCAGCUCAGAGACCCUGACAAAGCCACGCUAUACUACAAACAAGCCCUGGGCAUGUUAUCCAAGUGUAAGGAUUCUGAUGGCUCAGUGCAGGAGCGGCUGGUCAAUAAACUGAGCCAAGCCCUGCAGCUCCGACUCGCCUUACAACAGAGGGGUCCUUUUCCAAGGCGAGCCAAUCAGAAUCGCAGUUUCCACAGCCAACCUCGAAGACUGACUGAUAUGAAUGGAGGGGAGCCUUUUCAGAGCCAUCCACUCAGAAAAAAUCAAUUGAACGACCACAAAGUAGAGAAUGGAUUUCUGGUGGGAGCUGCAGCCUCGUCUUUGGGGUCAGGUGGAGAGCAGCGGCCCCCUGGAGAGACGGUGAUGCCGCACACACAGUCAAACUCACGUCCUGAACCACCUCACACACAGCCGCCAGACCACCUGUCUGUGCUUCCAGAGACCAACAGCCGGGGAUGCACUGUAACUCCGUUCUGUCCAUGUGACAGGAAUCUCAAUAACACGUAUGAGCAACCUGACGGUCAGAACCUGGACCCGCCACAGUCGGACCCGCCCACAGAUAUAGAGCACAGUGACCACUUGCAUGAAACAAUCCAACAAACCACCACGGAUCAGAGCAAGGAGCUGCCAGUGUCCCAGGGCGCAGAUGUUACUGGUUUACAAGAGACAGACUCUGGGAACAAUGGGAGUGCUGCGCCACCACUUGUCAGAUGGAAGUCCAGAUUUUGCACCAUUAUGCAUGCUAAAUCAUGGUAAUUCCUCCCACAUCGCUUCACUAAAACACCUGUUUAAACAUCUGGGAUCAUCCAGCUUUAUCAACAUUGAGGUUAUCCGAAGAUCACAUUCCUGUACACAGAGCUAUUUCCUGCGGGGUCGAUUUUCUUGACAAGUGUGCUGCACAUGGUGGCAUUAAAGUCCAGAUUUCAAUCUGGUGUGAUGAUGUAACCACAA